CGAGAUGGCGCUUUUUGUUUUGUUUUGAUGACAUAUGUCGAAUGUUGAUCCAAAUUUUCUUGAAAAAAAAAACUUUGAAAAAGAAAUUUUUGAUUUAAAAAAAAAAUGCCACCCAAAGGUAAAGGUAAAGGUGGAAAUAAUGAUAAAUCCACAGGUAAAUCCGGUGGUGGUGGUGAAACAAAAGAGAAAAAAGGUGGUACAUCAGUAAAAGUUCGACAUAUUUUAUGUGAAAAACAAUCCAAAGCAUUAGAAGCAUUGGAUAAGAUAAAAUCCGGAAUGAAAUUCAAUGAAGUUGCGGCACAAUAUUCCGAAGAUAAAGCCCGGCAAGGUGGUGAUUUAGGUUGGAUGAUUCGUGGUUCAAUGGUUGGUCCAUUUCAGGAUGCUGCUUUUCAAUUACCAAUUUCAAGUCUAGAUAAACCCGUUUAUACUGAUCCACCGAUUAAAACAAAAUUUGGUUAUCAUAUUAUUAUGGUUGAAGGAAAAAAAUGAUUUAUUGAUUUUCAUUGAAAAAAAUGAA
Messenger RNA from Dermatophagoides pteronyssinus (European house dust mite), 517 nucleotides. Its product is annotated as peptidyl-prolyl cis-trans isomerase NIMA-interacting 4. Gene Ontology annotation, molecular function: peptidyl-prolyl cis-trans isomerase activity; DNA binding. Gene Ontology annotation, biological process: rRNA processing. NCBI's taxonomy places the organism in Eukaryota, Metazoa, Arthropoda, Arachnida, Sarcoptiformes, Pyroglyphidae. The record is from RefSeq and is a predicted model, not a curated record.